CCUCGGCUUCUCUCCUUCCUUCCCCGGCCUCCCCUCUCGGCUGUAUGUAUAUAUAGGGGCCGCGACCCCGUGUCUCGUAGCAUCGCAGCACGGCAGCACUCCGCAGUCACCCACUUACCCAAAUCCUUUGCGUUUCUCUCCAUCUCCUCCGCGAGACCACGAGUGAUCCAUCGGUGAAUUAAUUGAAGGAGGAAGAGAUGGCGAGCUCCUGCAUGGGCAUUGGCGGCGAGGGGAGCGCGCCCGCGGCGCCGCACGUGCUCGCCGUGGACGACAGCUCGGUGGACCGCGCCGUCAUCACCGGCAUCCUGCGCAGCUCCAAGUUUCGCGUGACCGCCGUGGAUAGCGCGAAGAGGGCUCUGGAGCUGCUGGGAUCCGUAUGUGGUCUUACUGAACCUCAAAUCAUCUCUCGUUUCAGAAAUUUCCGUUUUUUGUGUUGCAUUGCGUGCGCUAUAACGUAUUCUUGCAUUGGGUUGCAGGGGGCCAAUGUGAGCAUGAUAAUCACCGACUACUGGAUGCCGGAUAUGACUGGGUACGAACUGCUAAAGAAGGUGAAGGAGUCAUCCAAGCUGAGGGAGAUUCCAGUGGUAAUCAUGUCCUCGGAGAACGUGCCUACCAGGAUCAACAGGUGCCUGGAGGAAGGAGCAGAGGACUUCCUGCUGAAGCCCGUGCGGCGGUCCGAUGUGUCGCGACUGUGCAGCCGCGUCCUCCCCUGAGCGCUGCAUGCGCCUCUGGCUCGGACGCAAGCUAUCCUGCGUGGCACGUGGAUUCAGAGGAGUACUGCUGUUUUGGCCUUUUUGGGGCAGGCAUGGACGCAUGGAUGGAGUAGCGGUAGCCCAGUAGUAUCGCUGUCAGUUUGCAUGCAGCUAAGCCUGUGUUUUCCCUGAUGUUUCCCCUGUUAUAAGUAGUAGUAGACCUCGUAUCCGUGGAAGUGCUGUGGCCUUUUGUCUUUCCUUGCCUGGGCAAGUACGGUGUCUCAUGCAUGUCUCGCUGUAUGUUUCAGUCCCGUGGGGUUAGUGUUCAGUAAGAAAAGAAGUUUGAUUAA
Brachypodium distachyon (stiff brome) is the source of this 1042-nucleotide messenger RNA. Its product is annotated as two-component response regulator ORR5. The transcript has 4 exons. The record is from RefSeq and is a predicted model, not a curated record. Lineage: Eukaryota; Viridiplantae; Streptophyta; Magnoliopsida; Poales; Poaceae. Gene Ontology annotation, biological process: cytokinin-activated signaling pathway; phosphorelay signal transduction system. The coding region runs from base 198 to 713 and encodes 171 amino acids.